AUGCCUUCUGCUACUACAUCUGCUUUAUUCACUCCUAUCAAAAUUGGGCAACAUCUUUUGAAACAUCGAGUUGUUUUGCCUCCUAUGACUCGUAUGCGUGCUGAUGAUCAUGGUAAUCCUACUGAACAAUAUGCUGAAUACUAUAAGCAACGUGCUACUCCUGGUGGUUUAUUGCUUACUGAAGCUACCGCCAUCUCCCCUUCUGCUGGUGCUUUUCCUCAUACUGCUGGUAUUUACACCAACGAUCAAAUUGCUGCAUGGAAAAAAGUGACGGACGCUGUGCAUGAAAAAGGUGGUAUUAUCUUUGUUCAAAUUUGGCAUGGUGGUCGAGCUUCCUUCUCCUUCCUUUUGCCUGAUAAUCAAUCUACUGUGUCUGCAUCUGAUAUUGCUAUUGAAGGUAACUCACCUUUUGGUGCUCCCUAUGAAAAACCUCGUGCUUUGGAAGUGGAAGAAAUCAAGUCUAUCAUUCAAGAUUUUGUUCAAGCUGCUAAGAAUGCUAUUGCUGCUGGUUUCGAUGGUGUUGAAAUUCAUGGUGCCAAUGGUUUUCUUGUGGAUCAAUUCAUUAACACAUCAAGCAACAAACGUACUGAUCAAUAUGGUGGAUCUAUCGAAAAUCGUACCCGAUUCGCUUUGGAAGUGGUGGAUGCAACUACUAAAGCUAUUGGUGAUGACAAGACUGCCAUUCGUCUUAGUCCUUGGGGUGGAUUCCAUGAUAUGAAGGAUGAUACAGCUCUUGCUACGUGGAGUUACAUUACUGAACAACUCGAAAAGAAACAUCCUCAUUUGGCCUAUCUCCAUUUCAUUGAAGCUCGCUCUGACCCCAUGACUGAUACUCCUACUGAAUUGAAGGAAGGUGAAAAAACAGAAACUCUUGAUCCUUUCCGUGCUCUCUGGUCUGGUCCUUUUAUCUCUGCUGGCAACUAUACCUAUGAUAUGAAGUCUGUUUUCGAUCGUGCUGAAAGUUCUCCCAACAACCUGGUGGCUAUAGGUAGAGCUUUCAUCGCCAAUCCUGAUCUAGUAGAACGCCUUCGAAACAACUGGAAACUCAAUCCUUAUGAUCGUGCUACUUUUUACACUUCUGGCCCUGAAGGUUACACGGAUUAUCCUUUCUAUGAUGCAAAGAAUUAGUUUUAUACUUUUAGAUAAGUGCUUAGCACUUGCUAUAUUUUGUAUACCAUCUACG
This is a messenger RNA of Halteromyces radiatus, 1183 nucleotides long. RefSeq lists its product as uncharacterized. The record is from RefSeq and is a predicted model, not a curated record. Gene Ontology annotation, molecular function: oxidoreductase activity; FMN binding. The coding region runs from base 1 to 1128 and encodes 375 amino acids. NCBI's taxonomy places the organism in Eukaryota, Fungi, Mucoromycota, Mucoromycetes, Mucorales, Cunninghamellaceae. The transcript has 2 exons.